AUGCUUGGCAAAUGGGGCCAAUAGUCAUUCUCUUUUGUGGUUGGCAUCAUCUUCCUUCAAUGGACAGUCCUGAUUCUUGCUGAUGAUGACUCCAAUGAUUAGACAAUAGAGGUGAUCUACCCUAGCAAUACCCCUUUUAUUUCAGGGUCUUUUUGACUCAUCAAUUUUAUCAACAACCUUUUGAAGCUUCUGGCUUUGGCAAGCUACUGACAAUGGAGGCUCUUCCAUUCCAAACCCCUGUUCAACUUCCGUUCACUCUCAGGUCUUCAAGGAAUUCCUCCAUUUAUGGCUUCGCUCAGCUCGUAUCGUUCAUACUUUUCGUGCAGGAAUUUGGAGUUAAUGCAUGCGCAAGACCAUAUUUGUUGUGCCGCAAAGUUGAUCUUUUUAUGCUCUUUCAUGGUUGAUAGUUGACAAAAUUCCAUGAUAAAACACCUCGUUUACUCACCAUAUGUUUUCUUACUUGAUUUUCAUAUGGAGUCCACUCUGGUUGGAGUUGAUGCAUGCACAUCUGACAUCUAUAUGAUUCAAAACCAACUAAUUAAACACAUUCUAGGUAUAGUUAUUGAUUCCAGUAGUAGAUGCCAAAAGCACACAGUUUCCAGCACAAGAAUAGGAUUCUUUUUUUUUUUACAAAGGUAUAUCGAGAUAAGAUUCAACCAGUUUCAUUUCACUACGUAUGAAGUAUUUCCAAGAUUGUUUCCAGGUGAUGCAAAUUGGAUGCCAAAGUGUUACUAAUUUACUGUUCCUUCUAUCUUGCAUUUACUAACCCUGUUAUAUCAUUUGCUUGAUAUCAAAGUAUGGACAGUGGAGAACCCAAAGAUGCCAUGACUAAAAACCUGCAUAGCAGAAUACGACCAUUAACAAUCCAAAAGGUGCCAAGGAGGGUGCUCUUGCGCUGGAUGGGAUUAAGUCCCAUGCUAUGUGUUUUCCCUGUUUUUGCUGCACCACUUCCAGAGAUGAAAGAACCUGAAGUAAUUCGGACAUUGAAACUUCCUAGUGGAGUGAGGAUUCAAGAGAUCGUUGAAGGGGAAGGACCUGAAGCUCGUGAAGGUGACCUGGUUCAAGUGAACUAUGUGUGUCGGCGUUCAAAUGGAUAUUUCGUCUAUAGCACUGUUGAUCAACUCAGUGGAGAAAGCAUGCCUGUUAUACUUCCUUUGGAUCAGAAAGAGUCCUGUAUUCACUACUGCACCAGAAUCUCUCUUCGAGAAUGUCUUCCUGACUCAAUUGUCGUCAUUGGACAGACUAUACAGGGGCUGAAGGAGGUUUUGGUUGGCAUGAAAGUUGGAGGGAAAAGAAGAGCAUUGAUUCCUCCUUAUGUUGGAUACAUAAAUGAAAACUUGAAACCAAUCCCUGACGAGUUCGGUCCUCGGCGUAGCCUUCUUUCUCAUGCACAAGAGCCUCUGGUCUUUGAGGUGCAGCUUCUGAAAGUGUGGUGACUGAAUGAAUCUUUGAUUUUGUUUUUGUAUAUUCUUGUGGCAUUUGAUCAGCCCAAAAAUACAUUUGGAUUCUUGAAUUGAAAGCUUUUCAAUCUAAAGGGGUUCCCAUCAUUUAGUUUCU
Molecule: messenger RNA, 1557 nt
Organism: Tripterygium wilfordii
Lineage: Eukaryota; Viridiplantae; Streptophyta; Magnoliopsida; Celastrales; Celastraceae
Product: peptidyl-prolyl cis-trans isomerase FKBP16-1, chloroplastic
Exons: 8
Coding region: 798-1436 (212 amino acids)
Molecular function (GO): peptidyl-prolyl cis-trans isomerase activity
Source: RefSeq, a predicted model, not a curated record